CCCUUUAAACGGAAGUGACAUAAAAGUAAUAAAAACAUUUUGUUUAAUAAAUUUAAAAUAACCAAAAGAGCAAUUUCAAAUAAACGUGUUAAAUUUAUUAAAUUAUUAUCCAAUUUGUGCGCGAGUUUGUUUGUGUGUGAUUGUUAUUAUUUCUUAAUAAUUAAAUGAAUAAAUAAACAAAAAAUAUAAAAAUAAACACACAACAUGUUUUCAUGCUGCUUCAAACGCCAAAACACAGAUGAUGAUGAAUAUCAUCAGCGACCUAAAACUCGCAAUAGUUCUGCCAAUAAUUCCCAGAAAACCUCAUACACAGCUGUUCCUCUACCAAACACAACAACAACAAAUGAAACCAAUGAAUCUGCCAAAAGUGUGGAGCAGUUGCGAAAAGAAUGUUUGGAAGCUCAUAAUAGAUACAGAGCCAAACAUGGUGCCGGUCCAUUGACCUUGAGCAAACAAUUGAAUGCGUACGCAACCGAAUGGGCUAAACAACUGGCCGACAGCAACACUUUGCAACAUCGCAAAAACAAUAAAUAUGGAGAAAAUCUUUAUCUGGGAACUGGCAUGGGACCACAAACACACGAGCUGGCGGUACAGGCAUGGUAUGAUGAAAUCAAAGACUAUAAUUUCAAUAAACCGGGAUUUUCCUCAAAUACCGGGCACUUUACUCAAGUAGUAUGGAAGACGAGUAAAGAAUUGGGUGUGGGCAUAGUAAAUAGAGCCAAUCGCACCUGGGUGGUGUGUAAUUAUGAUCCUCCCGGCAAUGUUAUGGGUACUUAUAUGGAAUGUGUGCCUCCUUUAGUGGAGCAAACUGUUUCCAAAAUUAUAGACAAAAUGAAGGGUAAAAAAAAUGUAUUCAAAAAGCCAGAAGUAACAACCCCAGAUAAAAAGGAGCCAGCUGCAAAGUCUCCAAUACACAGUGCUAGUGAUUUGAAGUUAUGGUCUAAAUAUGAGCUGGAAUGUUUGGAUAGCCAUAAUAAAUAUAGAGCCAUACAUGGUAGUCCUGCCAUGAAACUUAAUAGGAAAUUGUGUAAUUUAGCACAGGACUGGUCAAAUCACUUGGCCAAAAAACGUUCCAUGUCACAUCGUCCACAAAAUGAAUAUGGUGAGAAUAUUUAUUACGCUCUAAACAUGGAACCAACAGCAGAACAUUGUGUUAAAAGUUGGUAUGAUGAGAUUAAAAAUUAUAAUUUCUCAAAGCCAGGUUUUAGCUCUAAAACUGGUCACUUUACACAAGUCGUUUGGAGAGAUUCCAUAGAAGUGGGAGUAGGCAUAACCAAACUCAACAACAUGACAUUUGUGGUUUGUAAUUAUUCUCCAGCUGGCAAUGUUAUGAAUCAAUAUAAAGAUCAGGUGCCACGGCCAGGUGCCAAACCUAUUACCACCAGCACCACUAAAAGCAAUAACUCAAAUGCAGCACCAAGUGGUAGCUUGAAUAGUCAAGCUAAAAUAACCAAAGAUCAGCCGACGUUUGAAGAAGUUUGUUUGGACAGUCAUAAUAGCUAUCGUGCCAUACAUGGAUCUCCGGCCAUGACUGUAAAUAAAAAUUUAAGUUUCUUUGCCAACGAUUGGGCACAAGUACGUACAACGAAAAUAAGUUACAGCACACGAACAACAAACACAAUAAUUAAUUAAAUUAUUUUUCAUACAUACAUAUAUUCAUUAUUUUUAUACAAACAUUUAUUAAUAUUUAAUAAAACGACAAUAUAAACAAACAA
Messenger RNA from Calliphora vicina (urban bluebottle blowfly), 1715 nucleotides. RefSeq lists its product as uncharacterized. Bases 205 to 1632 code for a protein of 475 amino acids. Lineage: Eukaryota; Metazoa; Arthropoda; Insecta; Diptera; Calliphoridae. Gene Ontology annotation, cellular component: extracellular region. The record is from RefSeq and is a predicted model, not a curated record. The transcript is spliced from 5 exons.